Molecule: messenger RNA, 861 nt
Organism: Penicillium mononematosum
Lineage: Eukaryota; Fungi; Ascomycota; Eurotiomycetes; Eurotiales; Aspergillaceae
Exons: 2
Coding region: 1-861 (286 amino acids)
Source: RefSeq, a predicted model, not a curated record
AUGAGUCCCAGCCCAACCACAGCACUAUGCGCCGGCAAGACAAUCGUUAUUACGGGCGCGGCUCAAGGCCUUGGCCAGGCCGCCGCCGUCGCCUUUGCUGCAGCGGGAGCUAAGCGCAUUGCCAUAGUGGACAGCUCAUGCACUUCAGAUACUAUCGAAAGAGCUUCCCAGGCUGCUGCAGAAGCUGGAAGAACAGAACUGGAGCUGUUUCCCUUCCAUCUUAACCUUGGUGAGGCUGCUAGUAUCGACACUGAGUUUACCAAAAUCCACUCGAGACUGGGAUAUGUUGACAUUCUCAUCAACACGACAGAACACAUCUCUCUAUUUAAUCUGCAGAGAGGAACUAUGGAAGCAAGUAACGUCGACGUGUGGUGGAAAAAUUGUGAGGCUAGUGUCAAAGAUGCAUUCGUUGUCGCUCGCGCUCUGCUGCCGCUCCUGCUGAAGGGAACCGAAAAGACGAUUGUCAAUGUCAUUUCAGCCAGAUCGCCCUUGCUCCAAUUUACGUCCGGAACGCAUGAUCUGUCUGAGUUAGCUAUGAUGCGUCUCUCUGAAGACUUGAUGCUCGAUUACAGGAAUGAGGGACUGCUGGUAUAUUCGCUGCAGCCAGGUCACGAGGGGGCAAAAGACAUGCAGCAAUCGGUGAAUCUGAAACUGGCAAGCGAAGGCCUCGUCUACCUGACCAGCGAACGGCGCGAACAGCUGGGUGGCAGACACUUAAAAUGCGGGGAGGAUAUGUGCGACGUUAUUUCUCGCGAUAAAUGGGAUACGCAGAAUGACUUGCUGGAGAUAGGCACAUCUGUCAAGGGAAUCCCACCGAUACCGGAGAAGAGGAGGGGGCGCGUGCCUAGAAGUAACUACUGA